AUGAUCGAUACCUGGCAUGCGCGAAGCCGACACCCGGCGCGGUCCAUACUCCCUGCCCGUCCGGCCCGCGAUGCGCCUGCACGCCGAUCAUCGCGCGCAGCCGUGGGCGGGAUCGACUGGCUUGGCGUGGCGGGAUGGAAAGGCCGGCGAUACCGCACAUGCUGGGUCAGCGCUGCCCGGUCAGUCGGUCGGCGCGAAACGAUCGAUCGGCCCCAGCGCCCGGACGAACGCCUCGAUCGCCUGCGGAUCCAGCGGGCCUUCAUCGUCUCGAUCUUCACCUGCCGCAUACUGGGCGCGUCAGGCUAUCGCCGAUCCGGUACGUGUCGCAACAUCGCGCUUUGCAUCGACUGGCCGAGCGGCCCGGUCGUGAUCAUCCGCAUGGCGCUUCCCCCGCGAUGGGCGCCAGAUCGGCGACGCGGAUCCAGCGAUCAUCUUCCUGCAACACGCCCGUCCCGAACGCGCCCAGCUUGCCUCCCUCGCGCUGGCGCGAGAAGACGGCGACCGCCAGAUCGACCUGAUGCCCCUGCCCGUCCGUGUAGGUGCGCUGCAUCACCGCAUCGGCGCCGGGAUAUGCGGCGCCCAAUCGCUGCGCUGCUGCGCCGGGGUCCAGCCGGGCACGUCGGGCAGCGCCAUCUGCGCGGGCAGCAACGCCGCGCGGCUGCCGGCAUAGCUGCUCCAGCUCGGGAAGACGGCGGUGAUCGCCUUAGCGCCAGUACCGCUGUCAGCAGCGGGUCGAUCCGGCGUUUGGGCGUGGGCCGACAGUCUGCCGGGAUCGAAGGCGGAUCAUCGGGGGAACGAUCGAAAAACUGCCAGCCGAUGGCCAGCACCGCCGCCAUCACCAGCGCGAAGAACACCCAGCCAAAGAUGAUAUGA
Acanthosepion pharaonis is the source of this 873-nucleotide messenger RNA. Lineage: Eukaryota; Metazoa; Mollusca; Cephalopoda; Sepiida; Sepiidae. The record is from the annotation of a GenBank genome assembly.